Messenger RNA from Diceros bicornis minor, 1373 nucleotides. It is a transcript of the gene RPL17, whose product is annotated as ribosomal protein L17. The record is from RefSeq and is a predicted model, not a curated record. Gene Ontology annotation, biological process: cytoplasmic translation. Gene Ontology annotation, cellular component: ribosome; cytosolic large ribosomal subunit. The transcript has 6 exons. The coding region runs from base 42 to 596 and encodes 184 amino acids. NCBI's taxonomy places the organism in Eukaryota, Metazoa, Chordata, Mammalia, Perissodactyla, Rhinocerotidae. Gene Ontology annotation, molecular function: structural constituent of ribosome.
UGACAGAAUUAAUUUUGCUCCCUUCCAGGUGAUCUCUGAAAAUGGUUCGCUACUCACUUGACCCAGAAAACCCUACAAAAUCAUGCAAGUCACGAGGUUCAAAUCUUCGUGUUCACUUUAAGAACACUCGUGAAACUGCCCAGGCCAUCAAGGGUAUGCAUAUCCGAAAAGCCACCAAGUAUCUGAAGGAUGUCACUUUAAAGAAGCAGUGUGUGCCAUUCCGUCGAUACAAUGGUGGAGUUGGUAGGUGUGCCCAGGCCAAACAGUGGGGCUGGACACAGGGUCGGUGGCCCAAAAAGAGUGCUGAAUUUUUACUGCACAUGCUUAAAAAUGCAGAGAGUAAUGCUGAACUAAAGGGCUUGGAUGUAGAUUCUCUGGUCAUUGAGCACAUCCAGGUGAACAAAGCCCCCAAGAUGCGGCGCAGAACGUACAGAGCUCAUGGGCGGAUCAACCCCUACAUGAGCUCUCCCUGCCACAUUGAGAUGAUCCUUACUGAAAAAGAGCAGAUCGUUCCUAAACCAGAAGAGGAGGUUGCACAGAAGAAAAAGAUAUCCCAGAAGAAACUGAAGAAACAAAAACUUAUGGCCCGGGAAUAAAUUCAGCGUAAAAUAAAUGCAAAUAAAAGUAAAAACAGAAUGUUAGUUGUCUUUAUUAUUAAAUAUAUUUCAAAUGCCCUCGCGGGAUGGAUCAAACAGGUUUCUCGUGAUUAGAAUUAGAAACAUAUUGUUUGCCCUGUGCCAUAGAUUUUGGUUCAUAAACAUGCUGUUUUGAAUCUCUAGGUGCUUCUUUGUAUAAGAUGGAAUUAGAACAUGGGAAAAUGUCUGAAACUUUUCCACUUUGAGAUUUAACAGUUACCCAUUCACGAAUUUAGUUUUAUGGCUUUUAGUAUAUUGAUUUGUGCAUCUAUCGCCACAGUCAAUUUUAGAACAUCUUAUCCCAAAGAGGAACCUUGGCAGUGGUUAGCUGUCACUCCCAAACCUAGGGAACCACUUUUCUAUUUGUCUAUAUAUAUUUGCCUGUUCUGGAUCUUUUAUGUAAAUGAAAUCACAAUACACUCAUCCCUUGGGAUCUGAAGGGGACGUAGAGGGCCUGCUGUAUGUGGCUGUUUGUCACUGGCUUUGACUUAGCACGGUGUUUUCAGGGUUCAUCCAUGUAGCGUUUUAUCUGUGCUUUGUCAUUGGUUAAUUGAUUAUAUGAAUAUACUAUUUGUUGAACAUUGGGGUCUUUUUUUAACCUAUUACAAAUAGUGCUGCUGUGAACCUUUGUGUAGAACAAAUUUUGGGGUGGGCAUGUUCUCAUUUCUCUUGGGUUAUAUACCCAGAGUGGAAUUGCUGGAUCAUAUGGUAACUGAAUAAACUAUGGAGAAACUGCCA